This is a messenger RNA of Antechinus flavipes (yellow-footed antechinus), 1282 nucleotides long. It is a transcript of the gene CIB3, whose product is annotated as calcium and integrin binding family member 3. Gene Ontology annotation, molecular function: calcium ion binding. The record is from RefSeq and is a predicted model, not a curated record. Lineage: Eukaryota; Metazoa; Chordata; Mammalia; Dasyuromorphia; Dasyuridae. The transcript is spliced from 6 exons. Bases 1 to 564 code for a protein of 187 amino acids.
AUGGGCAAUAAGCAGACAGUUUUCACUCCGGAACAGCUCGAAGCAUAUCAGGAUUGUACCUUCUUUACAAGAAAAGAAAUUCUGAGGCUGUUUUAUCGUUUUCAGGAUCUUGCUCCUCAGCUGGUUCCUCUUGACUACAAUACCAAUCCUGAUGUGAAGGUGCCAUAUGAAGUCAUCAGCAGCAUGCCUGAGCUAAAGGAUAACCCAUUCCGUGAGAGGAUUGCUCAAGUCUUUUCUCAGGAUGGGGAUGGGAACAUGACCUUGGAUGAUUUUCUGGACAUGUUUUCUGUGAUGAGUGAAAUGGCUCCUAGAGAUCUAAAAGCAUAUUAUGCAUUUAAAAUUUAUGAUUUUAACAACGAUGACUAUAUCUGCCCAUCGGACCUGGAGAUGACAGUGAACAAGCUUACUCGAGGUGAGCUGACUCCUGAGGAAGUUGGCCUUGUAUGUGAGAAGGUGAUUAAUGAAGCUGAUGUGGACAACGAUGGCAAACUCUCUCUGGAUGACUUUCAAAACAUGAUUCUACAUGCACCAGACUUCCUCAGUACCUUUCACAUCCGAAUCUGAAGUGUAGCUGGCAAGCCUGGCCCAGCUUGGCCCUCCCUGGUCUACUGUAUUUCCAGUAUCAGCCCCCAUCUCUCUGUCCCUACAACUGGAUCUGUUCACCCCAGUCAUGAUCCUGGUGCCCCAUUCUUCUAUAUAACCAGCUAGGCUCGACUCAGCCAUGGUUUCAGUGUCCUAUCCAUUCCCAAUAUCUACUCAGUCAGACUGCUUGUGAUCUAGUACUCUUUGACCCUAGAAUUAUUUAUAUAUUUAAUAUUUAUAUUUAUAUAAUUUAAUAUAUAUAAUGAUAUAACUAACCUUGCCUGAUUUAGUCAAUAUUCCAGAUUAACCAUGAGGCCAGAACUCUGCCCAUCUAUCCCCUAUAAUUAUCCCUGCUCAGCCUAGAUGUGAUCUCAGCUUGCCAUGCUUUCCCCUAACCAACUUGUCCUGAUUUAGCUUGUCCCAAUGUCCUAUUUAUUUCAGUGAUCUGGUUAACCCGGUCAUGGCUCUAGAUCUCCAUUCUUCCCUGUGACCAGCUUGAUCUAGCCCAUUGUCCUAUCCAUCCCUCCAGCUAUUCUUUCUUGGUCUAAUCAUGACCUUAAUUUCCCAUUCUUUCCCAUGACAUCCUUCUGGCCCAGAUAUGAAGCCACUAUCUCAUUAGAAUGUAAACCCAGAGGACAAGGGCUAUUUUUAUAAUUUUUGCUUUUAUAUCCUUAGCACCUAACACAGUGUAUAGUACAUG